Messenger RNA from Papaver somniferum (opium poppy), 699 nucleotides. RefSeq lists its product as uncharacterized. NCBI's taxonomy places the organism in Eukaryota, Viridiplantae, Streptophyta, Magnoliopsida, Ranunculales, Papaveraceae. Gene Ontology annotation, molecular function: RNA-DNA hybrid ribonuclease activity; nucleic acid binding. Bases 1 to 699 code for a protein of 232 amino acids. The record is from RefSeq and is a predicted model, not a curated record. The transcript has 2 exons.
AUGGAGGUCGAUCCUGUGUGCAUCCUUUGUAAUAUCAUGCUUGAGGAUGACUACCAUCUGUUUUUUAGCUGCAGCUACCCCGUUUUCAUUCGGAGGCACAUUCUAAGACUUUUGGGACUUAGAGACGUUAUUGCUCAAGACUGGGACAAGCAGAUUGACUGGUGUGUGGAUCACAUAAAGGGUGGAAACUCUAUAGCUAUAAGCUGGCAAAAACCAGAGGUAGGGGAUGUGGCAGUCAAUACCGAUGGAUCCUUAAGUGAUGAUGGUGCUGGUUUUGGGGCAAUAAUUCGAGAUGAGCAUGGAACUGCUCUCUCUGCAGUGGAAGGUAGUUCAGGUCCCUCCUCCAUUACUUUGCAUGAGCUUCAAGGCAUUGAAGCGGGUCUUAAACUUGCUAUUCUCAAUGGCCAUUCCAGAAUCUCUCUUAAGUCUGAUUCCAAGACAUCCCUAAGUUACCUUAAAGAAGACGGCAGCAAACCUCCCUGGACUUGUCACCAUGUGUGGGAGUCUAUUAAAAGACUCCGAAUGCAGUUUGAAAAAUGUUCCCACUCUCAUAACUAUAGAGAAGUUAAUGGUGCGGCUGAUUUGCUUGCUAGUUCUAGACCUGCAUGGAAUUUUGUUGUGGUUCAUCCAAACUCGUUUUCUGAAGAGUUGAAGAAAAUCAUUAGGGAGGAUGCCAUGGGAAAAACGUACUACAGAUAG